GGAAAGAGACAGUAGAAGACAGAAGAGCGAGAAAGAAAAGCAAAAUGGCAGCAGUUAAAUUUGGCUCGCACUUGAAAGAAUUAAGAUUUUUGUUAUGUCAAACGUCUAAAUCCAGUCAAGGUGUCAGGGAGUUUAUAGAAAAAGAGUACGUGCCCUUGAAAUUGAGUAAUCCAAAAUUUCCAGUUCUAAUUAGAGAAUGCUCAGCAAUAGAACCUCGAUUGUAUGCACGAUAUGAAUUCGGCAAAGAAGCUUCUAUAUCUCUAGGAAAUUUAAAACCAGAAGAAAUUCUUCAGAAGCUAAAACAACUAGCCUCUGCUAAACCUUAAAAAAAUACUAAAAAAUGUUAAAUCAAGUGUACAUUAUAAAUAAGUAUUUUAGUUAUUACAAUAUUAAUUAAAAAUAAUAAACUAGCUUCAAUUGAAUAAUUAAUA
Molecule: messenger RNA, 431 nt
Organism: Cotesia glomerata
Lineage: Eukaryota; Metazoa; Arthropoda; Insecta; Hymenoptera; Braconidae
Gene: ND-B8
Product: NADH dehydrogenase [ubiquinone] 1 alpha subcomplex subunit 2
Exons: 3
Coding region: 45-326 (93 amino acids)
Source: RefSeq, a predicted model, not a curated record